CUCCUGUGAAGGCUGUAAAAAACGGCCCUCUUAAAGUUCCUGGUGGGGGAAGAGAGAAGGGGUCUGAACUAACGAAGGGAAAAGGGGUGUUGAACUGUGCUCAGAGGAUAAAUACCGAAGCAGAAAACACACCGGAGCGACCGUUAAACCGGUGCGGUACUGGAAAUCAAGGUCUUGGGUGCCUGAGAACGUCAAAAAAUAAAGAAAAUGGCGGAGCCGGACAAAUUAAACAUCGACUCCAUAAUUCAGCGUCUCUUGGAAGUCAAGGGCUCUCGGCCAGGAAAGAAUGUCCAGCUGACAGAGAAUGAGAUCCGUGGCCUUUGCCUCAAGUCCCGCGAAAUCUUCCUCAGCCAGCCAAUCCUGCUCGAGCUUGAGGCUCCGCUCAAAAUCUGCGGUGAUGUCCAUGGUCAAUACUAUGACCUGCUGCGAUUGUUUGAGUAUGGAGGCUUCCCCCCAGAGAGCAACUACCUGUUCCUGGGCGACUAUGUAGACAGAGGGAAGCAGUCUCUGGAGACCAUCUGCCUGCUGCUAGCCUACAAGGUCAAAUAUCCAGAGAACUUCUUCCUGCUACGUGGCAACCAUGAAUGCGCCUCCAUCAACCGCAUCUACGGGUUUUAUGACGAGUGUAAGCGACGGUAUAACAUAAAGCUGUGGAAGACCUUCACAGACUGCUUCAACUGUUUACCUGUGGCUGCCAUUGUAGACGAGAAGAUUUUCUGCUGCCAUGGAGGACUCUCUCCUGAUCUCCAGUCCAUGGAGCAGGUACGCAGAGUAAUGCGACCCACAGACGUGCCUGACCAGGGCUUGCUGUGCGACCUGCUGUGGGCCGAUCCAGACAAAGACGUCCUGGGCUGGGGAGAAAACGACCGUGGUGUCUCCUUCACAUUUGGGGCAGACGUGGUGGCCAAAUUUUUGCACAAACAUGACAUGGACCUUAUAUGCAGGGCGCAUCAGGUGGUAGAAGAUGGUUAUGAAUUCUUUGCAAAGAGGCAACUUGUUACUCUUUUCUCUGCUCCCAACUACUGUGGGGAGUUUGAUAACGCCGGUGCCAUGAUGAGUGUGGAUGAGACACUCAUGUGCUCCUUCCAGAUUCUGAAGCCAGCAGAUAAGAAGUUGUAUUCUUUCGGCGGAGGCGGCGGGAUGGGGUCCGGGAGACCGGUCACCCCGCCGCGAAAUUCAGCCAAGGGCGCAAAGGCCAAGAAAUAACACCCGCUGGGUCCCCCUCCCAGAACCAACCACCCCCUGUUACCCCAACGCUCUCUUCCUCUACCUCCCAAACUUGUUUCUCCAUCGUCACCAAACAGCAACAAAGCAAACAGUAUCCAGGGUUCAGUCCUGUUUUUUUUUUUUUUUCUAUAAAACUAUUUUUAACUGUUUGUUUGGCUGUUUGGAUGUGUGUUUGGAAAGUGAGAAUGAGACAGAGGGAUUCGCUGUAUUCUGUGCAUAAGUUUUUUUUUUUUUCCUCCUUCUUUCUUUUUCCUCAUUUACCCUCUGCUGCGUUACCCUGUCAUUUUGUAGAAAUGUCCCCUCAGUGAUGUAAAUGCAAACCCGGGUGCUGGGGAGGACGGGAAGGGGGAGCGGGAGAAAGAGAGGAGCCUUUGCUGUUUAUGUUAAGGCUCUGCACUGUUUAAUGCUAAACACAAGCUUUUGUACAUCCUGUUUGAGAGGUCUGUGUGUCUGCGUCUGUGUGUUUGUGUGGAAGUGUAUGUUUGUAUGUGUGUGUAUGUGGAAGUUGGGGUGGAUGGGUGAGGGAGGGCGGGGUCAAGUUGCACGGUCAAACGGUAACGGCACAUACCACACACUGAGAGCACAGGUGGAUAUGUGCAGAUGAAUCCUUGAAUAAAAACGGAUUCACCAUGAGUUAGUACCCCCCUUUUUUUUUGGUCUUCCCUUUUGAAAAUCAGUGAUUUGGAAACACAAUCAUGGAUGUGAAAUAGGUUUUUCUUUUUCUUUUUUUUUUUUUUUUUUUUUGUAGAUGCAUAAAACCAACAGUUUGAAUUAUUCGUUUCUAGUCUCAUCUGGAAGUCGAUGAUAAAUAAAGAGAACCAUUUAUUUGAAUUACGCCACCAUGCUGUUCACUGUGUGUUUGCCAUUGCUUUUUCAUAUUCAUAUGUACGUCAACAAUCUUUGCCAUGCUUUCUGACUGACUGCUCUUGUCUUUGAGUAUAUUUACAGUACACCAGUAAAAAAAUGUGGCUUUGCAUCGCUGGAUUUGAAGAGAUUUCUCAUGAAAGAGAUACUUCAGUAUAAAUAUGUGGGGGAAAAAAAGGGGCAUUUCACCUCUGGCUUCAGUGUGCUGUAGCCAAAGACAAUCUCUGAAGUGGAAACCAAUUGCAUCUAAGAGAGGGCAGCCCAAAGUUGGACUCAAAACCAGAUGUUGCCUGAUUUCAUCCCAAAAAAAUAGAAAUUUCUUCAAUGCCAAAUGUGAAAAACUGAAUUCUUUUCUGUUGUAAAUGGGUCUUGGCUGAGUAGCCUAGCUGGUCAUGAAGUAUGACGGGCAGUGUCUUGCAGGAAGACAGAAAUGGGCAUCCUUUGCUGACUGAUUUAGCAUGGUAGCUCAAUAUGUGGCCACGCCCGAAAGCUCUCCCUGCUCAGUGGGACUCCCAAAGGUUAACACAGUCCACACGCACAAUACGUCAUUUGUAGCUGUGCACAAUAUCUGCCACAAUUAGUUCAUUUUUGGCAUUUUUAUUGGGCUUAAACUUGUAAGGCGCAAUCUCAUAAUGCUUACUGAGUAGAAAAUGGCUUUAAGGGUCGCCAUAUAUCUUGAUCUUGACUUUUUUUAACCGAUUCAUCCUCCUCCCCCUCCAUCAGAGGGAGGCAAGAUGAUGAAUCAUCAUCAUCAUCCUGACCUUUCCAGUCCUAAGGGCUGAUGUUGAGACCUCACUGAGUCCAGUGUGAUGCAGACUGUUGGCUUUGAAUCUGAACCAAGAGCCAACGCCAAAAGAGGGCUGAAUGCAAGCAAGCAUGGGGAAUAAGAAAACCAUAGUCAUAUUUGUUAGAACCGAAUAUUGGGCUGAAACAUCAAAAUUAUGACCUGAAGUGGUGAACCGUCUUCUAAACCUGAGUGUCAGUCUUUCAUGGCACAAAAUGUGUAUGUAAGUUACUUUUUUCUUGGAGCUGCAAUAAGAACCAUUGUAAAAAUACAAAAAAAUACUUUGGAUAAUCAUGUACAGCAAAUUGAAUCUUGGUUUAGUUUGUAACUAAAGGUAAUCCUUGAACAUCUAAAUGUAUUUUCUAGCAGUUUAGGAAAUCGCUUUCUAUGCUUGGUAUGCUAUGUAAAAGAAAAAAAUAACAAAAAAAAAAAAAAGAUCUUUGCAGAAAUAUGGAAGUACCUGCAUUGCUUGUGACUAGAGUGUUCACUCUUAAUUGCUGUAUGUACAUUUUUUUCAGUAGCCUGCUGUUGAACAUGCAUCAUAAGAGCCAUAGACAGAGCACACAGCGGAUUAUAAUUCUGGUCAGAUUACUGCUGUUGAUCCUGUGAGGAAACGCGAGGCCUCACACACAAGACUGAGACAACUGGUGUUCAGACUGGACUCGUGACCAACGCCACACUGAAAACCGCAGCCCUGCUUGUCUCUGUCUCCCUGACUGAAGCCGGAUACUAAAAGCCACAUUUUUUGCUCGUGUCCACAGGCCAGUUUUGUGGGAACUAUCACUUUCUGUCACUCGACGUCCCGGCUCCACUCUGCGGCCAUUUUCCACCCCCCACAUAGUGUCCGUUACGUUCAGUUGGCACGCGAGGUGGCACGAGAGAAAGCAAUGUGUAGUUGAGCGCAGGCUGUUGUAACUGGCUUGAAGAAAACAUGCCUCUCUACAGUAUUUCAGGGUCUUUCACUGCCCAUUUCUAUUAACCGAAGGUUUUUUUAAUAUAUAAACAAUAUGUCUGGUUUUAUUACCCUGUUCUGCUGUCUGUCCCGAUUCUUCAACCCUCUGUCCAAGUACGAGUUUAAGCAACCUCAGAGCAGAUUUGGAAGCAAGUGGGAAAUGUUGGUCAAAGGGAAGCCGUUGCAGCACAUUCAGUCUGUACUUGAGCAGAGGGGUGGGGGAGCCGGCACUCAGCCGUCCAGCUUUGCUGUCAUCCUGCCCCGUCUCUGACCUUCCAUUGUUCCAACAAGUCUUUCAACUCAGUACCUCAGAAAACUAAAUAUAUGUUUUUUCUAUCAAACCGUGAUGUUAAGAAGACUUUCCAGAGUUGAUUCAGUGUUGUGCUUGGGGUGUGUGACCAGCUCUUGUGUACAGAUGAGGGUGGACAUUGUGAAAGGGCGGGGGGCGUAUGAAACAUGGUAGGACUAUGUGCUCGUACAGCAGGGUUGGGUUCAAGUCACGCUCGAUAAGAUCAAUUUAGGAAGUGGAAAUUUUAAAACUUUGUUUUGGCAUGAGGAGAGAGAGCCCGAGCUAAUACGUGAAGAAUUAUGCCGGCUGUGAAUGAACGCCUUCAUCACAGUCCAAAUCAAUCGCAGGUGUUUGGUUUUUAAUUGACUGAAGUGAAAGGAGGUUGAGCCCAACUCUGUCCGGGCCUCCAGCUCUUAGUGCAUGGAGGAGCCAUGUUUUUAUGGAGCAGGGGAAAAAAAGCCUUGCGAGGGGUUUUUCUUUCCCUGUGUAUAUUAUAAAGACCUACCUUUUUUUUUUUUUUUUUUUUUUUUAACGAGGGCAAGGUUGAUUUGGAGUGUGUUGACAAAUGACGACUCUGAAGAGCUUUGCAAAUGGACUGUGAGAGAAAAUUUAUGAGGUUAAAGUCUAAUGGACCGGAGAAAAUACAGUGCAGCUUUCGUACUUAUGGACAGAGCUUGAGAUCUGUUACGUUUUUGGAGUCCGUCUCCGAUGUAGAGAAGAAUUUCUAUCUUUGGCAGUGCAAAACAAUUUAAUGGCUCCUGUUAUAUAGAGUUAGUGCUAAACAUUAUGGGAUUUGCAGAUCUUUAUUCAUAUAAUUAAAUGGUCCAAGACUACUAAAAGCCAGUUUCAUCCCAAUUUCCAUAGCUGUAUAAACCUCUGCUUGCAAUGUUUUUUUUUUGUUUUUUUUUUUAACUGUUACUGUAUAGUCAUUAUUACCUCUAAGACUCUGCUCUUUAAUCACUUUUUGUUCUUAUUCUUUUUACUGACAAAAUUUACGCUAGAUAUUGCCAGCUUAUUAGUGUAGGAUUUUUUAAUCAAUCAGGGAUGUUUUGCACCAUGCACUGUCGCUGGGUAGACAUGAAAUAUUAGAUUAAUUAAAAAGAAUCAUAAGAAACGAUUGAAAUUAAGGCUAUUUUUUAUUUGUAUGUCAUCUGUUUUCAAAUCAAUCACAAAUUGUCUCUGUUACAAGGUAGAAAUAAAACAUAGAAUUUGUAUAA
Messenger RNA from Myripristis murdjan (pinecone soldierfish), 5333 nucleotides. RefSeq names its product protein phosphatase 1, catalytic subunit, alpha isozyme a (gene ppp1caa). The transcript has 8 exons. Gene Ontology annotation, molecular function: protein serine/threonine phosphatase activity. The coding region runs from base 208 to 1206 and encodes 332 amino acids. The record is from RefSeq and is a predicted model, not a curated record. Gene Ontology annotation, cellular component: nucleus; cytoplasm. Lineage: Eukaryota; Metazoa; Chordata; Actinopteri; Holocentriformes; Holocentridae.